Oldenlandia corymbosa var. corymbosa is the source of this 506-nucleotide messenger RNA. The record is from the annotation of a GenBank genome assembly. Lineage: Eukaryota; Viridiplantae; Streptophyta; Magnoliopsida; Gentianales; Rubiaceae.
GUUUCGAAAAAUAAUUAGCUAGAAACGUUAUUUUUUGUAAAAAAAAAAGUAUUAUGAUUGAAUCACAACGUAAGCCUUAGUUUUCACCCUAUAAAACACCCAAGUACGCCAUUGAUAUGGAUGUAUCACUCAGUGUCAUCAAACAGGACUGAAAUAAUCACAUCGAAGUUGCUCCAUUUUUAAUGGCAAAGUUAGUUGUUCUCUAUCUCCUCCUCAUUGCAGCUGCUCUUUCUCAAUCCACGACUGCUACUACUGCUACCUCAAGAAAAGUACGGAUGAUGGCGGAAGACCGGCGCCGUCUCGAGGAUCAGUGCGAGUCCACCGGGUACUGCGGACCAUUCGCGGCCUGUUCCAACUGUCCCCCUCACUACGCUUGUUGUGUGUUGUUCUGUAAUCGGACUUGGUGGUGAAUGCUGUCAAGUGUGAAUGGCAAUUAGUUUGUCUAUGUAUCUUGCUUAUGUACCUUGAAAUCCAAUGUAUUACGUAUUUCCCCAUUACAUUUGAAU